AUGGCUGGUCUGCAGCAGCAAACACCAUUGCAGCCAACCACCGUUCGGUUCAAUCCGGCAGUCGACCUCGCCACCCUCCAGACGAUUGGACGGCGGACAAGGGACACGGUCUCAUCCUGCGACGAUGAAAUCCACACUGUCGUGCGUGAAGUCGAGUCGCUGCUCGCCAGGCAGCGCGACGAGUGCGAUCGGUCGUACCGUCAGCUGCUGCGCGAGUACGAGGCGGCCAAUGCAGACGCGCGCGCCAAGCUGAACGCCAGCCAGGAGCAGUUUGUGCGCCUCAAGCACCAGGUCGACGCGUUCGACGCGGCCCGGAGAGAGCUCGAGACACGGCAUGCUGCCGAGUCAGCUGCGUUGAAGCGACAGCUUGACUCUGCAACGCGGGAUAGUGCGGGACGUAUCGCAGAGCUCGAAAACGCGCUGGGCGUGGCACGCGAAUCCCUCGGCUUGAAAGCGGGAGAGGCAGACCGCGAGAAGCGAAAAGCGAACGAUCUCGCGGGCCGCUUUGCCGAAACGCAGCGCGAGCUGCAUAUUGAGCGCGGUCGAACAGAGCAGCUCCAGCUCCAAUUGCGAACGAACGGCGACAUGUUGGACCAGGCACGGCAGCAAGCUGCGGCACGCCGCGAAGAAGCAGACCGGAUUGCUGCGCGUUUCGCUCAGGACACUGCUCAUUUGCAGCUCGAACUCGGUAGACUUCGCGACGAGUGUGGCGCGGCGCGUACCGAAAUCGAUCGCUCUCGUGCGCAGAUUGAGGGGCUCCAGACCGCUCUCGCCGCCCGCACCGAAUCUGAGGCUGCAAUGCGAGAAGAGUCGAAUCGCGUCCGUGUCGCUGCAGAUGCGCUCGCUGCAGACAUGGCACGCAUCCAGCAAACACUCAAACAAAAGGAGGAAGUGAUUGCAACCGUUCAGGCGACUGAGCGGCGAAAUGCGACGUUGGAAUUGAGCACGCUCAAAGAAGAAAUCCGCGGCAAGGAUUCUCAGAUUGCCUUUUUGCGCGAAAACGUCCAGACCUACACCCAAAAGCUGUCACAGUAUGUAUCGAGUGACUCGGAACUCACGGCACAGUGCCUUGCGUCCCGACACUCGAUUGAAGAGCUGAAGGGACAGGUCGCAGCGCUGAGUGCAGAGCUGCACCAGACUCGUGGCGCGCAAGAGCACGACCGUCUCAGACUCCUGCAGCAAGCCGAGGCCGAAAAGGCGGCGUUACGCGAAAACCUAAACCGAACUCUGGCAGACAAUCAAACCCUUCGCAAGCAGCUCGAGCAACAGCAGCAACAGCAGCAACAGCAACAACAGCAACAACAAACCCUCUUUGCCAAUCAAACCCGCCCGUUUGGCCCUUCAUCUACUGCACACUCUGGUCUGGGUCUUGGACUGUCUUUGGCAGGUGGUGCUGCCGCUGCUUCUGCCGCCCCGAGUCAGCCACAGCAAGCUGGAUUUCUUGCCCCAUCCGUGGCCGCGAGUGGAAAUCAGGCCUGGGCAGAUCGCGAGGCGCAGCUCUUGCAGGAGAUUCGCAAUGUUCGACAACAACUCGCGGAUGCGGACGAACGCGUUCGGCGAGCAACGGAAGAGGCGGUGCAGCAGACCAGUGCACGCUUUGAAUCAAUCAAGCAACAUGCCGAAGACCAUUACAAGCAACUGCUCAGCGACUCGCACAAGCAGCUGGAGGCUGAAAAGCGAGACCUUGAGCACAAGCUUGGCAAGCUCUUGUAUGAAAAUGACAUUUUGCGAGCCGUCUUGGCCCACGAUGGAGCUUCGACAAAUGAUGUUAGUGUGUUCGGCGCGUCGGGUCCCUCCGCUGUCCAUAUCAAUGGGGGACACCCGCCAACGACUGCAAGUGCGAGCACAAGCGCUUUUGCUUCAAAGUCGGGGCCAUUCGGGCAAUCGCAGCAAUCGUCGCAGCCUGCACCGCAAUCUCGCCACGCCCCACUGACGGGUCAACCCAGCCAGCAACGGCAGCCUCCGCAACAACAGCAGCAACAACCUCAGCAGCAGCAGCAGCAGCAACAACCUCAGCAGCAGCAGCAGCAGCAGCAGCAGCAGCAGCAGCAGCAGCAGCAGCAGCAACGCCAGCCUCAACAGCAAGCGCAGCUUCCACCUCAACAGCAGCUUCCUCCACAACAGCGUCCACAGCAAGCGCAAUCGUCUCAGCCACAGCAAGAGACGCAGUCACAGCCGCUGCAGGCAUCUAGUCAAGCAGCAGCAGUAGCAGCAGCGGCGGCGGCACCGAAACCGAUUCAGCAGCAGCAUCAACCACCGCCGUUUGGGCACUCUGUUGUUAUUCCUGUUGCUGGCGAAGACUCUGAUGUUGACCGGACAUUUUCGUCCGAUCUUUUUGAUGUAUCUUCGUUGGGGGCUGCUCUUCCUUCGGGUGCACAGCUGUCUGCAUUUAUGGACUAUGACCGGUCGACGUAUCCCAGUCUGUUUGACGUCUCGUCUUCUUCGUCACAAUCCCCACUUGCAAACGAAACACUAGAGCUCGUCGACAAUGCGGACGAACAGUAA
Molecule: messenger RNA, 2505 nt
Organism: Capsaspora owczarzaki ATCC 30864
Lineage: Eukaryota; Filasterea; Ministeriida; Capsasporidae
Exons: 3
Coding region: 1-2505 (834 amino acids)
Source: RefSeq, a predicted model, not a curated record